AUGAUUAUUUCGACCUUGGUCUUCGUCUCUCUAUGUGCUCAGACAUGGGCUGCACCACAGCAAGGGGGCGGUGGAACCCCUCGAGUCACCAUCAAGGCACCUCAAGCAAACCUGAAAGGUACAACGAAAGGAUUUCUUGGAGCCAAGGCUGGUGAAGUUGAAUCAUUUAAUGGGAUCCCCUUUGCCAGGCCUCCCAUUGGAGACUUGAGGUUCAAGCCACCUGUACGGCUUACCGAAGCCAUGGGCGAAGUCGAUGCCACCACAGAACAACCAGAGUCAUGCCCGCAGUUCAUCCUACAACCAGACUUUGGCUCGCCUCUUAUCCCUCCAGACCUUCUCGAUAAGGUCCUCAAUCUACCCAUUCUCAAGAACCUAGCCGUUGGGCAAGAAGACUGUCUCACUAUUAAUGUGCAACGCCCCGCCGGAACCAAAGAGGGAGAUAAGCUACCGGUGAUGUAUUGGAUAUUUGGCGGUGGGUUUGAACUAGGCAGCACCUCCAUAUACAAUGGUGCUGGACUUAUCGCAGAAGGGAUGUCUACCGGCAAGCCAUUCGUUUUCGUAGCAGUUAACUACCGUGUGGGUGCUUGGGGAUUCAUGCCGGGCAAGGACCUCAUGCAGGAAGGCAGCUCUAACGCCGGUCUUCUGGACCAACGAAUGGGACUAGAAUGGGUCCAGGACAACAUUGCUAGCUUUGGUGGCGACCCGGACAAGGUCACUCUAUGGGGAGACAAGGCCCUCUUCCGCGGUGCCAUAAUGAACUCCGGAUCUGCUGUUCCGACUGAUCCAAUGGACUCUCCUAAAGCCACAAAGGUUUAUAACAAGGUUCUGUCUGCUGCCGGAUGUGAUGGAGCGCCUGAUCGAUUAAAGUGCCUGCGAGAUCUCUCUUACGAUGACAUGCGCAAAGCUGCAAACUCUGUGCCAGGCCUUCUGAGUUACAGCUCAGUGGCGCUUUCCUACCUCCCGAGACCUGACGGGAAGAACAUAGUGUCAAGCCCAGAAGUAUUUGCUACUUCUGGGAAGCUCCCCAAGGUGCCCUUCAUUUUAGGAGAUCAAGAAGACGAGGGCACCCUUUUCGCUUUGUUCCAACCGAACAUCACCAGGACUCGAGAGGUUGAAGAAUACCUCGGCGAACUCUACUUCAAAAAUGCCUCCCCGCAGCAGAUCAAGGACUUAGUAGGCACUUACGCUGCCCGCCCUUCUGAAGGAUCGCCGUUCAGAACCGCAGGGUUCAACGAAGUCCGGCCGCAGUUCAAGAGACUAGCUGCCAUCUUAGGUGACACGGUUUUCACCCUCACCCGUCGAGCUGUGUUCAACAUCUCUCAAACAGUCCAGCCAGAAGUCAACACCUGGAGCUACCUCGCCAGUUACGACUACGGUACUCCUGUACUCGGAACAUUCCACGGAUCUGAUCUCCUCCAGGUAUUUUACGGGAUCAAGCCGAACUACGCUGCUUCGGCGACGCGGGCGUACUACUUUAACUUUGCUUACAAUCUGGACCCCAAUGACUCCUCUGGUGGCACGGGGAAGGCAAAGGUGAAGUUGAUCGAUUGGCCUAAGUGGAGAGACGGGAAUAAGAUGCUGCACAUGAUGGCCAAGAGUGCGGAUUUGAUAGAUGAUGAUUUCCGACAGGACAGCUUCAACUUCUUGCUGAAUAAUAGCUGGACUCUAUGGUCUUCUGAAGUUUGGGGUUGGAAAGACAUGGCCUUUCGCAACGACAUCACUGGCGUUUGUGCUAUGCGCACCUGCGGCGCCGCUCUUAUCAGUUAA
Messenger RNA from Colletotrichum lupini, 1767 nucleotides. RefSeq names its product carboxylesterase. Lineage: Eukaryota; Fungi; Ascomycota; Sordariomycetes; Glomerellales; Glomerellaceae. The record is from RefSeq and is a predicted model, not a curated record. The transcript has 5 exons. The coding region runs from base 1 to 1767 and encodes 588 amino acids.